AUGGCCUCCACUACAAACACUGUAUAUGUUGUGACAGGUGCAAACAGAGGCCUCGGUCUGGCACUGACCAAACGGCUGCUAGAACGCCCUGCAACCACUGUCGUGGCCUCAGUGCGAAGCCACGACGCAGCCACGAGCCUUAGGUCAGACAUUGAGAAUGUCGCUGUGGGGGAAAAUAAUGAGAUUACAAUGGCCUUCGCCGCAGCAGUCAGUACAGUGACGCAUAUCGAUGUGGUCAUCUGCAAUGCCGGAUUCCCAACGCCCAUGACUCCGGCUCUAGUGACUUCGGCGGAAGAUCUCCAUCGGCUUCUCCCCCCCAAGCUCGUCGUCAUCUCCUCCUCUGUCGGUUCGAUUGCCGGCCAGGAGCCUUUCCCCGGUGGCGCAUAUGGUCCUAGCAAAGCAGCCUCGAACUGGCUUACCAAGGCCCUUCAUCUUCAAAACGAGGCAGAUGGAUUGGUUGCGUUUGCUCUGCAUCCUGGCUGGGUGCAGACGCGCGCGGGAGAUUUCGCUGCGAAGGAGUGGGGAUAUCCUGGUAGCCCGCCGGUGACUGUUGAGGAUAGUGUCAAGGGGAUGCUUGGUGUUAUUGACAGUGCUACAAGGGAAAAUGUAUCGGGAAAGUUCGUAUCGUUCACUGGAGAUAUUUUGUCGUGGUAG
This is a messenger RNA of Penicillium mononematosum, 654 nucleotides long. RefSeq names its product SDR family oxidoreductase. The transcript is spliced from 3 exons. The record is from RefSeq and is a predicted model, not a curated record. Lineage: Eukaryota; Fungi; Ascomycota; Eurotiomycetes; Eurotiales; Aspergillaceae. Bases 1 to 654 code for a protein of 217 amino acids.